CUCGAUUAUUUUGUCAGUAUAUAACCUUAUGAAGUUCAAUUAAUGAUUAGAUUAGCACUUGCAUAUGACAGGUUAGAGGUGCAUGAGACUAGCACAGAAUCAAUCUAGACAGCCUUUUCAAGGCUCCUGCGUUUACCUCACAUCCAUUGACAAUUUUGAAUACUCUUCCUGCUUUACCAGAAAUCUUCAUUAUCAAAAUUUAUGGAUUUAUGCUUCAACGAUAAAAUAAGCGUGCUAAGUUUUACUAUGGUAACAUCGAAUCAAAUUUCCAGCGAUGACUUCAGAUGUUGAGAUGCCUGACGCUAUACUCUCCGACGAGUCCAGUUUCUACGGAGACGAUGAUACCAAAGCGGAACUUGAAAACCGCGUGGCAAGCCAUGAUGGCCGAGCAGACUGGCUCGAAUUCCAGACGAAUUCCCUCGCUGUUGUCGCACACAAUGCACUGCAUCCAUAUGGAUCACAAAAUGUAGACAAGGACCGGGAUAUCUCCAAGCUCUCACGCAAACAACCUCAUCCGCAUGACGGAAAGGAAUAUUGCUGGCAGGUAGCAGAACCCAUCGACGAAUUCAUCAACAGGCUGCGACCUUCUCAAGCCGAUGCCGAUACUAUCGGGCCCUGGAUUCGGGUUCGUAAUCCAUUCUUUGACGAGAAUGUUGAUCUGCCAGAUAGAAAUGUAGCCGCGUUUAUGUCCCGCGGGAGAGAGCUUUUGGAAGACUUUGAAGAGCAGAAAUCAACCAUGGAAGCAGAGUACGCAAAAUCGAGAGCUAGCAGCACAGCGCCGUUGACCCGGAAACUCAAUGUGAUGCGCAAGGAGCUGGAGAAGAACCUAUUAGCUACGGCUCGAAAGUAUGGUGCUGUGGUUGGGAAAUGGAUGUUUUUUGAGCCUCCGGACCGGGUCGAUGAUUACUGGGCUACUAUUGCCGCGGCGACUGCUAGAGGAGAUUUGUGUAUUGAGGCUAAGGUGGCUACGGAUAGUAAUAAGCGACCAUCGCCGGCGAAAAGAGACCGACUUAUUUGUGUUUAUACGCGUGAUUGUGAGGACAAGGAUGACGUGCGUCAUGUUAUGGAGAGAUUGGUUGAGUUGGGGUUGGUAAGGAAAGGCGAAAGGCCAAUAUAUUACAAGUGUGAUGCCUGGACAUAUCUAGAUAUCAAAGCCAACAAUCCUUGGGGGUUGAAGGCGAGUAUGUACUCGAGCAAAGAUGUUUUGCAGGGGAAAUGAAUUUCCCCCCAAUCCCUUCAAGUCUUUUAGCAAAGGUGAAUCUCAUCUAGCCCAUCUAUAACAGUGAUUCAGAUAUACCACUGGCAGAAAUGGCGGUCAUGUCUCGCUAUCUGCGAGGUGGAUCGCUGCAGGCCACUCACGAUAUUG
Talaromyces proteolyticus is the source of this 1366-nucleotide messenger RNA. RefSeq lists its product as uncharacterized. NCBI's taxonomy places the organism in Eukaryota, Fungi, Ascomycota, Eurotiomycetes, Eurotiales, Trichocomaceae. The transcript has 2 exons. The coding region runs from base 275 to 1219 and encodes 314 amino acids. The record is from RefSeq and is a predicted model, not a curated record.